This is a messenger RNA of Acanthaster planci (crown-of-thorns starfish), 1315 nucleotides long. RefSeq lists its product as uncharacterized. Lineage: Eukaryota; Metazoa; Echinodermata; Asteroidea; Valvatida; Acanthasteridae. The record is from RefSeq and is a predicted model, not a curated record.
AAGAAGACAUGAAAGGAAAGACAGAGGAACGACCCAGAUAAAUUAUGUGCACGCCUAUGCAGCUCAACACCUCAUCCCGAGUCUUCAUCUCACUGAAGAAAUUCAAACUGCUCAAGACAUCUCCAAGAUCCCAGUAGAGGUUUAUCUACCAUUUAAGCGGGACAGCCAGUCCCUGAGACAAGACCUAGUGAAAGCUACAGCCAGGAUCAUUUGUUCCCUUGGCCUCUUGACGACAAAGGAUGAAACUCAGACGUCUCAAAUGAUAGAACUACUUCGCAACUAUCAUAAGUAUGUUCCUCGUGCAUCUGACGGCCAGCCAAUGGUAAAAGUUCUGUAGAGCGAUGGCCUGAGUGCUGAAAAGGUCAACAAUGCCCAACUUGCAGUUGAUAAUAUUUGUGGAGGGGAUCUUUGGAGCAGGUUGGAGGGUAUUGUGCCAGCGGCCCAAGAAUGGCAUAAGCGUGUGCUUCUCUUGCAGGUGAGAAAAUGCCCACAUCCAAAACUGGAAUUGCGCAAUCGUUUCAACAAGCGAAAGUUCAAAAAACAUGUGAAAGAAUGCUUCGACCCGGCAUAGGAAUUGAUGGAGUUCAGCACAGAGGGAUACAAAGACAGCAUUCGGGGAAACAAUGGGCCAAAAAUGCCACAGUAUUGGAGACAUGCUUUACCGCAGUUCAUCCUGAACAAUCACACGAAUAACACCAUAUUUGCCAUUAAUCUCUUGAGCAACACCAAUGGAGCCGCAUCCCAACGACUGCAACAUCAACUUACGUGGAGUAGAGCAGUCAACACCAACGGGGGGUUCAAUAACAACAUUGCAUGCGACUUUCACUUGGAGCAUCUCAACAACUACUACAAAGCAAGCGUCAAUAAUGCCAGAGGAUGUAGGUCGCAAGAAACAGUAAAGAGACACAGCUGCAUGAUUGGUUUAGGUGGCACAAUAAACGAGGCAUUCGACCGUCAAGUAACUGAAAGGGAGCCUCGAUAUUCCAAAACAGGAGGAGUGAGGGAGAGGAAUAUGCAAUAUCUGACAGAACACCUUGUCAAAUACAAGGUAUGGGCCGAUGCACCUGGCAGGUUCCACCAAAGUUUUCCAAAUUUUGUCCACGAACGUCUACAAAUCCACAAACUCUAAGUCGUCAAAUCACGAGUGGAAAAGCAGAGAGAGAAACUGGCGAAGCGGAGGGCAAAUAUGCAAAGCUGCAUUGAAACACCUUCACUGACAAGUUCAAUAAUCCAAUUUCAAAUGGUUAACGAUCCAAGGAAGAGCAACACGCUGAUUCUCUGUUACGGUUUGUAAAUCGAAGAAGAUAUUGGAGCG